AUGAGUGAAGGAAAAGCUGUAAAAGUGGAGCCGAUUAAGGCCGGCCCACGAACAGAUCAAGAGCUGAUGGCGCAUCUUGCUGCUCAGGUUGGCGAUGGCCGACUCUUCAAGAUGGAUGUUGACUACGAAAGUCAGGUUGAUGAAGCAAUCCCGAAGGCAAACGCGAUAGCUGCGAGAGGCGAUGUUGCCGGCGCUCUGGAUUCUCUUGCAAACUUGGAAAAACUGUCUCGACUUGGUUCGGAUAUGAAGAGUAACACAAGAAUUGUGCAGCACAUGGUAAAACUGUGUUUUGACGGAAAGAAGUGGGACCUUCUGAACGAUACAAUUCUGACUUUGUCCAAGAAACGACUAAUCAUCAAGAUGGCUAUCGCUAAGAUG
This is a messenger RNA of Strongylus vulgaris, 378 nucleotides long. Lineage: Eukaryota; Metazoa; Nematoda; Chromadorea; Rhabditida; Strongylidae. The record is from the annotation of a GenBank genome assembly.